AAAUUGGCAAGUGCAGAGAGAGAUGGCUCUCAGUUCUGCAUAAGAAGUUAGAGAGAGAGAGAAACAAGCACGAGCUCUUCCUUGGCGCGAAUUUUAGUUUUAACGGUCGCAUUUCCGUGAAGAGAGAGAGAGAUAUAGAGCUAGCAGUCUGCCUAUCAAUGGCGGAUUUAUCACAUGGUCGUGCUAGUUUUGGGACUCAAGCCAACGCUUUGCUCAGGAAGAACUUGACUUUCCAGAAACGAAAUAUCAAGGAAAAUGUUAGGCUCAUCUUAUUCCCAUUUUUACUCUGCGUGUUGCUUGUUCUUGUGCAAAGUUUAAUCAACACGGAACUUGAUAAACCCAAAAACAAGUGUGGCUGCGCUUGUAGCAAUGGGAAGGAUAUAUGUGAAAGCAAUGAGAGGGUGUGCGGGAUUCAGUACUCAACUUUGUCUCAAGUGGCCACCUGUCCCAUUCCUAGUCCUCCAGAGUGGCCUCCCUUGUUUCAAAUACCAGGUCCUAAGUAUCGUGCAGCAAAAACUGAUUUUUCUUCAUUUACCGACUUGCCAGCUGAGUCAUGCAAGAAUACAGGGACUUGCCCUGCAACUAUUCUUUAUACAGGGAAUAAUGAAUCUUUUGGACAAAUUUUGGCUGGGAAUAUGCUCUCAAGUUCUUCCAUUUUGAAUUCCUCUGACUUAUUGAAUAGCUUUGCCGAUAAUAUCAUGGGAUCAGAUACAAUGACGGAUACUACCAAUUUACUUGAGCCAGCAUUCUUUUCAAAUGAACCAGUUUAUCAUCUCCAACCUCAGUGCUCUGCAAAUUCUACUACUUCUGUUUCCAUCCAGACUUCUUCUUUUCCAGUGUCUCAGCCUCAGGAGGUUAGAUGUGUUCAAGGUCUACAUUUGUGGUGCAGUAGUUCUUCUGAAAUUAAUGAUGAACUAUAUAAAGGUUACCGGAAGGGGAAUUCAGAAGAGAAAAUUAACGAGAUUGUAGCAGCCUAUGAUUUCUUAAACUCCAAUUUGAAUAACUUCAAUGUGAGUAUAUGGUACAAUGCUACCUAUAAGAAUGACACUGGCAAUGGUCCUCUUGGAUUGAUGCGGGUUCCUCGCUCAGUGAAUUUGGCCUCAAAUGCCUACCUCCAGUUUUUGCUCGGGCCUGCUACGGAAAUGCUAUUUGAGUUUGUCAAAGAAAUGCCCAAGCCUGAGACCCAAGUCAAGAUUGAUCUUGCUUCUGUCCUUGGACCACUCUUCUUUACAUGGGUCAUUCUUCAAUUAUUCCCUGUCAUAUUGACAUCUUUGGUUUAUGAGAAGCAACAAAAGCUAAGAAUCAUGAUGAAAAUGCAUGGGCUUGGCGACGGCCCUUAUUGGAUGAUUACUUAUGCUUAUUUUCUUGUCAUAUCUUUGGCCUAUAUGUUAUGUUUUGUGGUAUUUGGCUCAGUUAUAGGGUUGAAAUUCUUCACACUCAAUGACUACAGCAUCCAAUUUGUGUUUUAUUUCAUCUACAUAAACUUGCAAAUUUCAUUGGCUUUUCUAGUAGCUUCAAUUUUCGCAAAUGUGAAGACUGCUGCAGUUAUCGGGUACAUAAUGGUUUUCGGAUCUGGGCUCUUAGGAGCAUUUCUUUUUCAGUUCUUCGUUGAAGAUACAUCAUUCCCAAGAGGCUGGAUUAUUGUUAUGGAGUUAUAUCCUGGCUUUUCUCUAUAUCGUGGGUUAUAUGAGUUUUCAACAUAUGCCAUCACGGGAAAUUCUAUGGGGACUAAAGGGAUGCGUUGGGGAGACUUGAGUGAUAGCAGUAAUGGGAUGAAAGCUCUCUUAAUAAUCAUGUUUGUGGAGUGGUUUGUCAUUCUUUUUGUUGCAUAUUACAUAGAUCAAGUCGUAUCAUUAGGAAGUGGUGUUGGAAAGAGUCCUUUAUUUUUCUUGGAAAAAUUUCGGAAGAAGCCUUUGUCAUCUGCGUCAUUAAGGAAACCUAGUAUGGCAAGGCAGGGAUCUAAAGUUUUUGUUCAAAUGGAGAAACCUGAUGUUGCCCAAGAGAGGGAGAAGGUUGAGCAGUUGCUACUUGAACCGACAAGUCAUGCUAUCGUGAGCGAUAACCUCAAAAAGGUGUAUCCAAGAAGGGACGGAAACCCUGAGAAAUUCGCAGUGAGAGGGUUGUCACUUGCUUUGCCUCAAGGGGAGUGCUUUGGUAUGCUUGGUCCCAAUGGUGCAGGCAAAACCUCUUUUAUUAAUAUGAUGAUUGGGCUCAUGAAGCCCAGCUCUGGUGCAGCAUACGUUCAAGGUCUGGAUAUACGGACUCAGAUGGAUGAAAUAUACACCAGCAUGGGUGUAUGCCCACAACACGACUUGCUCUGGGAAUCCCUCACAGGAAGGGAGCACUUAUAUUUUUAUGGUAGGCUUAAAAAUCUUAAGGGGUCUGCAUUAUCCCAAGCAGUGGAAGAAUCUCUUAAGAGUGUUAACCUAUUUUCUGGAGGAGUUGCCGACAAACAAGCUGGGAAAUAUAGUGGAGGCAUGAAGAGGAGGCUUAGUGUUGCCAUUUCACUAAUCGGGGAUCCCAAGGUUGUCUAUAUGGAUGAGCCAAGUACUGGACUAGAUCCAGCUUCAAGAAAUAGUUUAUGGAAUGUCGUGAAGCGAGCCAAACAAAAUCGAGCAAUCAUUCUCACCACACAUUCAAUGGAGGAGGCAGAACACCUUUGUGAUCGACUAGGAAUUUUUGUGGAUGGCAACUUGCAGUGCAUUGGAAAUCCCAAAGAGUUGAAGGGUAGAUACGGAGGGUCUUACGUGUUUACGAUGACAACGUCGUCAAACCACGAAGAGGAAGUUGAGAACUUGGUACAACAAUUGUCUUCAAAAGCUAACAAGAUAUACCAUUUAUCUGGAACUCAGAAGUUUGAGAUACCAAAACAAGAAGUCAGAAUUGCAGAUGUUUUCCAAGCAGUUGAGAAGGCCAAGAGCCGGUUCACGGUUUAUGCAUGGGGACUGGCCGAUACCACAUUAGAGGAUGUCUUUAUCAAGGUUGCACGCGGGGCUCAAGCGUUCAAUGUACUCUCAUAAUUUUGAAAUAUGAUGAUGAUCAAUAUCUCUACUCCAUAUUUUUUUUAAAAAAAAAUUAUUAUUAUUAUUAUUUAAAAUAGGGAAGUGAUCAACUUCUCAUGUAUGUGGGCAAUGUAUAGUGUCCAUUUUGUGUUAAUUUUACUUUUAUAGCCAAUUUGUAAGCUUGUAGACUUUUAUUCUUUGAUGUCAUUUAUUAUCAAUGACUACUUGAAUCUCAUUGAAAAAUAUUUGUUUUAAA
Camellia sinensis is the source of this 3258-nucleotide messenger RNA. Its product is annotated as ABC transporter A family member 7. Gene Ontology annotation, biological process: transmembrane transport; lipid transport. The record is from RefSeq and is a predicted model, not a curated record. Lineage: Eukaryota; Viridiplantae; Streptophyta; Magnoliopsida; Ericales; Theaceae. Gene Ontology annotation, cellular component: membrane; intracellular membrane-bounded organelle. Gene Ontology annotation, molecular function: ATP binding; ATP hydrolysis activity; lipid carrier activity.